Molecule: messenger RNA, 1893 nt
Organism: Aspergillus affinis
Lineage: Eukaryota; Fungi; Ascomycota; Eurotiomycetes; Eurotiales; Aspergillaceae
Product: beta-glucosidase
Exons: 4
Coding region: 1-1893 (630 amino acids)
Biological process (GO): glucan catabolic process
Molecular function (GO): beta-glucosidase activity
Source: RefSeq, a predicted model, not a curated record
AUGGGUAGCGAGUUCCGUAAUAAAGGCGUUCACCUAUUAUUGGGCCCAGUAAUUGGUCCGAUUGGCAGAGUCGUUGAAGGCGGCCGCAACUGGGAAGGAUACUCAACAGAUCCCUAUCUCAGUGGUGCUUUGGUCUAUGAGACAAUUCGUGGAAUACAGUCAGCCGGUGUUGCUGCUUCCACAAAGCACUACAUACUCAAUGAGCAGGAGACCUACCGCAACCCCCAGAAGCUCAAUGGUCGCAAUGUCGCUGCCCUUUCAUCGAAUGUUGAUGACAAGACUAUGCAUGAGCUUUAUUUGUGGCCAUUUGCAGACGCUGUCCGUGCAGGAUCAGCAUCCAUCAUGUGCUCGUACCAACGCAUCAACAACUCGUACGGGUGCCAGAACAGUAAAACUCUCAACGGCCUCUUAAAGACGGAACUCGGCUUUCAAGGAUAUGUCAUUACUGACUGGGGCGCUCAGCACGGUGGAAUUGCUGCCGCCAAUGCUGGACUCGACAUGGUCAUGCCGCAGACACAACUCUGGGGGUCGAACCUUACCAAAGCGAUAGCUAAUGGAACCAUGAAGGCAUCUCGACUGGAUGACAUGGUGACUCGAAUUCUUGCGACAUGGUACCAGCUAAACCAGGAUACCGAUUUCCCGGGCUCGGGUGUUGGCAUGCCCAAGGACCUCAACGCAGUUCACCAAGCAGUUAUUGGGAAGUCGGCCGAUUCCAAGAAAACGCUCCUGCAGAGCGCAGUCGAGGGUCAUGUAUUAGUCAAAAAUACCAACAACGCCCUCCCACUCCAGUUCCCCAAGCUGAUCUCGGUAUUUGGCUAUGAUGCAAAGGGUCCUGACACAUUACAAUUGGCCUUGGGGCUCCAAAGCUUUAGUCCUGCGAUCCAAGAGAACCACACCUUGUACGUCGGUGGAGGGUCAGGGUACAACGCUCCGGCCUACAUUAGCGCGCCCUUGGACGCUCUUCAGGAACAGGCGUACCAAGACGGUACAUCCAUUCUAUGGGAUACAGCAUCACAAGAUCCUGAUGUCAAUCCAACCACUGAGGCCUGUCUGGUUUUCAUCAACAGUUACGCGACCGAAGGUUAUGACCGCCAGGGCUUGUUCCACGAGCCAAGCGACGAACUGGUCACAAAUGUUGCCAACAAGUGUGACAACACGGUGGUUAUUAUCCACAACGCGGGAAUUCGCCUAGUGAACGCAUGGAUUGAUCAUCCGAAUGUCACUGCUGUACUCUUCGCCCACUUACCCGGACAGGAUUCUGGACGGUCGGUGGCGGAUCUUCUCUACGGUCGAGCUAAUCCGUCAGGUAAACUGCCGUAUACCGUGGCAAAGAAUGCCGAGGACUAUGGCAAGCUACUCCAUCCAACCCAAGCGAGUGAACCUUAUGGGCUCUUUCCGCAGGAUAAUUUCGUGGAAGGCGUAUACAUCGACUACCGCGCGUUUGAUCGACAAGGGAUCGACCCGCAGUUUGAGUUUGGCUUUGGGUUAUCCUACACGACCUACGAUUACUCGGGGUUGAAAGUUGAUAUAGUUACCACGGACACCAGCCCCUAUCCACCCUCGGCUGCUAUCCAAGAAGGCGGGAACCCCCAUCUCUGGGAUGAGCUGGUCACUGUGUCUGCAGAAGUGAAGAACACUGGCAAGCGGGACGGUGAUGAAGUGGCCCAGCUGUACUUAAGCAUCCCGGACGGUCCCGUUCGCCAGCUGCGAGGAUUUGAGAAGGUGCAUGUCUCAGCGGACUCUACAACCAAGGUUGAAUUCUCGCUCACCCGACGGGAUCUCAGCACCUGGGAUGUCCAGGCUCAGCAGUGGCGAUUGCAGAAUGGCACGUAUAAUGUGUUUGUUGGCCGAUCCAGUCGAGAUCUCCCUCUUGAAACACAGUUUACUAUUUAA